AUACUUCAGGUUUCGUCAGCGAUUGGUGAAUACCUUUGUUUACUGAUUAGUUCUCGUUUUUGAAUUCGACGAGGUUGAACAUUUUUACUUUCUCAAUUUUCGCGGAAAAACUGAAUGAACAGCAUGUCAAUUCAUCAGUAAUUGGUUACGUUCAGUUUCGUGACUCUUUGUGAGAGGAUUCUUAUAAGUGAUUGUGUUUUGUUUUUAUUGAGUAGAUGAUCGUGCUUGUCAAAAGUGAGGUUAUCUUCUUCCCCGACAAAUAGUGCACACACCCAGAACUCAAGACGGCGGGGCCUACUGUCAGGGCCCGUGGCGUGCUCAGGAAGGUCCGCAGGGUCUUCCAGACGUCUGUUCUAGGAUACCCCAUGCUGUUGCAAGUCAUCUUUACUAUCACUCGCCUUGGUCGUUCUCCUCGAAAAAAAAUCGAUUCGGUCGCAACAUAAUUUGACGGAACAUUUUUUUUUUGUGUUGAGUUUUUGUUUGUUGUAUUUCAAGUGUUCAGUGUAACUCUAGCUCUCUCGUUCUAUAACUAAUUAGAAGACAAUAAAAUGAAUAACGCCCAGAAGAACAAUCUGAGAAAACUAUCCUUCUUAGGAUUUUCCCAACACGAUAAGAGCAGGAACAAUACCGGAAAUAAUGAUGGCGAAGUCAAGCUUGACGAAGAAUGUGCCAAAGUGUUUGCCAUGGAAGGAGGCAUUUCGACUGGCUUCAAUAUUCACAAAUUCCAUGAUUCACCCACUCCAUCUGGUCAACCCAGACAAAUCGAUGAAGAAAUUAACCAUCAUAGGGAGAAAAGUUACCCUCAUACGCACGUCCCGCUCAAAAUUGCCCCUAAGUCGAUGAGACGCCGUCAACCCCCACCAGUGAAUAUCCCAUCAGCUGCAGCUGCGAUCCCCGACACCUCGCCCUAUCCCGCGGUUACCACCCCAACGACGCCUCUGAGUCAGCAGGAGGAGGACUCCACCACGGUUCCCCUGAGCUCAAUCACGUUGCCCGAAGAAUCCGAUACCGCUGCCAACAGUUCAGAGUCCGAAUGCGUUUUCAGUGAACCAUGCAACGAUUCCGUUGAGAAAAGGGUUCAAUUCUUGGGACAAUCGGACAACGGUGAUAUUCCAAAUGGCAAGGAGAAGGAAAAAAAGAAGAGGAAGCACUUCCAUCACCAUUCAAAAUUCCGAAAAUAUUCCCUGCCAACCGAAGUGAGCGAUCCUGUCUCAUCGUCGAGAAGGAGACAUCAUCACCACCAUCAUCAUCAUCAUCAUGAAAAAAACGAAGUAACGUUCAACGAGAAACGACGAGUUUCAACGCAGCCCGAAGACCUACCCUUGAAGGACGCCGAUAGAGACCAGUUAGAUAGCCAUCGAUCUGACGAUUCGAAAGCUCUGAGACGACCAAAAAUUUCGAGACCAAGCAAUGCAUCUAUGGUCUAUGUCGGAAAGAAUGAUGUUGGCGAACUUCAUUUCAGCUCCAACAAAAAAUAUGAUCAUAGUCCCCAUGCGCUUUUCGUCGAAUUGGACGAGCUACACACAUCGGUAGAAGAAAAUGAAUGGAAAGAGAAAGCUCGUUGGAUAAAGUAUGAAGAAGAUGUUGAAGAAGGCAUCGAUCGAUGGGGUAAACCACAUGUUGCAUCUCUCAGUUUUCACUCGCUCCUCAAUCUGAGAAAAUGCCUGGAAGACGGACUAGUACUCCUCGACAUGGAAGAACGAGAUCUUCCUGCGAUAGCGUAUCGAGUCACCGAGGAUCUCUACAGGGAAGAUCUGAUCCGAGAAGAGGACAAGGCCAAGCUCAUGAGGACCCUCCUCUUGAGGCACAGACACGUGAACGAAAGUCACGACAAAGGAUUCAGGUUCACCAAAAAACACAGCUAUGCGUCCCUCCAAAAUCUGUAUGACCUGGAGCGCAGAAAGAUCAGUAUGCCUUUUGAUAUAUCCAAGAAUGGACACUUAGACGCUGAGAGUAAGUUACUUGGUGACAACAAUCAUGUUGCCGUAGAGAUACGUGGAGAGGAUACUUAUUCGGCCAGCUCCGAGGAUGUGAGGAAGGCACAAAACGAAUCCAUAUUGAAAAAGAUCCCACCAGGUGCCCAAGCAAGCAGUGUGCUUGUCGGCGAAGUGGAUUUCCUAGAGCAACCAGCCAUUUCGUUCAUUAGACUGGCUGAAGGUAUCGUAAUACCAAGUUUGGUGGAAGUUAAUUUGCCUUGUCGUUUCAUAUUUAUUCUUCUCGGACCCAAGAGAGCCAACUUGGAUUAUCGUGAGGUUGGUAGAUCAAUUUCAACGCUCAUGGCCAACCAGCAAUUUCUCAAUAUCGCGUUUGGAGCAUACGAUCGUAAGGCUCUGUUGUCGGCCAUCAAUGAAUUCCUUGAUGACAGCAUAGUUUUGCCACCUGGUAACUGGGAGAGGAAAGCAUUACUUCCUAUCGAAGAGCUGAAAGCGAAGAGUGAGCAAAUAAGAAAGAGAAAGGAGAAUGCUCUGAAAAAAGCAGCAGAGGCUCAAGGUAUCACCAAGCCUCUGUUGGGUACUGGAGAGGGCGAUGAAAAGAAACCCCCUUAUAAUCCCCUAGAACGUACCCGUAGGCCAUGGGGAGGCCUUAUCAACGACCUGAAAAGACGCUAUCCUUAUUACAUGAGCGAUGUCAAAGAUGGCCUGAACGCGCAAUGUGCAGCAGCAUCCAUAUUCAUGUACUUCGCUGCACUUUCAGGCGCGGUGGCUUUCGGUGGUCUUCUCAGCAACAAAACGGACAACAGCAUCGGGACAUCGGAGACACUGAUGUGUACAAGCAUAUCCGGCAUUCUGUUCGCACUUUUAUCCGGUCAACCGUUAGUUAUUGUUGGUACCACCGGGCCGCUGUUACUUUUCGACGAGAGUUUAUAUCAAUUCUGCACAAGCAGCGGCAUUGACUUUCUACAGACGCGCAUUUUCAUCGGCUUAUGGCUCGCUUUCAUCGGAUUAUUCGUGGCUUGUCUGGAGGGGAGCAUGCUGGUGAAGUUGUUCACGAGAUUCACCGAGGAUAUAUUCUCGGCCCUAAUUGUACUACUUUAUAUCCUCGAGAGCGUUACGAAGCUCAUAUUACUAUUUCAUAAACACCCGUUGUUGACGAAUUACUGCGAAUUCGAAGAGAUAACCGUUCCAGCAAACGAUUCUGCGAUAUUUAGGGAUUUGAGAAAUGAGACUGGCUAUCAAGAUUCUCAAAUGUUGAAUAUAAUUCAAUACAGACCUUUGCCGAUGACAGAUAGCUAUGGGCCCAUUAAUCAGCCGAACACAGCUCUCUUUUGUACAGUUUUAUCACUGGGAACGUUCAUCAUUGCUUAUUAUUUGAAGAUGUUCAGGAACAGCCAAUUUCUUGGAAGAAAUGCAAGGAGAGCUUUAGGAGACUUUGGAGUACCUAUAGCAAUCGUAACGAUGGUGUUCGUAGAUUAUAUCGUGCCACAAACAUACACUGAGAAACUUUCUGUGCCAGAAGGACUUUCUCCAUCCAAUCCAGAAAGGAGGGGCUGGUUCAUUCCACCCACAGGACUGCCAGUAUGGGUCAUGUUUGCAUCAGUUAUUCCUGCAAUGCUCGUUUAUAUACUCUUAUUUAUGGAGACGCACAUUACAGAAUUGAUCAUAGACAAAAAAGAAAGAAAAUUGAAGAAGGGUAGCGGUUUCCACUUAGACAUUGUACUGAUCUGUCUGUGCAAUAUUCUCAGUGGCACAUUCGGGCUUCCCUGGGUAUGUGCAGCUACUGUCAGAUCCAUCACGCACGUUUCUGCCCUGACAGUGAUGUCCAGGACACACGCGCCUGGUGAAAAACCGCAUUUGAUCGAGGUUAAGGAGCAACGUAUAUCGGCGUUAGCUGUUGCCACACUUAUUGGUCUGUCAGUACUUAUGGCUCCACUUCUUAGAUUGAUACCUAUGGCUGUGUUAUUUGGAGUAUUCCUUUACAUGGGGGCUGCUUCCAUUGAUGGUAUACAAUUCUUUGAUAGGAUGAAAUUAUUCUUUAUGCCUGUAAAACAUCAUCCCCAAGCUUCGUACGUCAGAAGGGUGAAAACCCACAAGAUGCACAUCUUCACUGGUGUACAAUUAGCUUGUCUCAUAUUCCUGUGGAUUGUUAAAUCCACGAAGGCGGCUCUGGCGUUUCCUUUCUUCCUAGUUCUCAUGGUACCCCUGAGGGCUCAACUGACCCACUUCUUCUCAACGAGGGAGCUUAGGGCGCUGGAUGGAGAUCAGCCAGAUGCAGAUGACGACGAACCUGAUUUUUAUGCAGAGGCGCCACUGCCAGGAUAAAUAGGGAAAAUGUAGCCUAUAAAAUAUUGAAUGAGUUUUAUAGAGUGUAGAGGAAUGGAAAACACCAUAUUCUUCCUUUGUUCGAAGAAUCAAAUAAUUAGAAAUGAAUAGUUUAUACAGAAUUAUAGUUCGAGAACAUUUCACAUUAAAUUGUCAAUCGGCUGUAUUUUCUAUUUCAGUAUUAUUUCUUUGAAAUUUCUGCUGUGACUGAAACGAAAGUUAUUAUAGAAAAAUUUUAAUCUAACAAAUAGUUUAGAUUUGAAGAUAGUUGAAUAUUAGAUAUUCUGAAAUUUUUCUUAUAUUAUAAAUACCUAUACACACAGAUGAAAUCCGUAGGAUGGAAAUAUGUUCCAUAUCAUUAGAUUUUAUCUCAGAAGUAAAGAAAGUAUUACUGUUACUAUUUCCAUUUUACAUAAUCUAUUCUCGUUCAAAGUUUCAAUAUUCAAUUAAAAAGUAUAUAUAUAUCGGAUGUUACUUAAUAUCAGGUAUAUUGAAACACAUUGCCAUCUUAAAAAAUAUCUCGAUAUCAUUAGAUUACUGCAGAGUUCAAUUCAUUAAAUUCGAACAUUUUUAUUUUCAAUUUAGAAAAUUUUAUUAAAUUUCCUAUUUCGCCCGAUAUAUUCGGUAACAUCCCUUAUUUUUUUAUACUUUUUUCGCCCCUUCAUUAUUUAACUGAAAAUACCUUGAAUACUUUGAGUUUGAAAUGAAUUGCAAAAGUAUUCUAUAUCUUUAUUGUUUAUAUAGUUAUUUCCAUACUUUCCAUAUUCAUUAUUUAUUUAUUUCAUCAUCUUAGUGAACUUUCUCUUACUCAUAAGUAACAUUCAGGUUUCUAAUUUGGGGCAAAUGACACAAGUUUAUUCUGUGCUUUUUUAUUUAUAUUAAAGAAUAUUCUCUGUUGUUUCGAAGGCCUCUGUUUUAAUCCAGUUCGAUGAAGAAAUGUGUCGAAAAUAUCUGGUGUACCAAGACAAACAAAUUGUAAGUGUUAUAAUUAAACUCAUUGUACUCUUUUUGUGAUCAGAAAUGUUUGUAACAUCACCAGACAAUAUUUAUUUUUAUAUACAACUCCAAUCCAAUAUUUAUCCAAUUCAAAGGUUUGUGAUAACAGGAGAAUGUUAUUUCGAAAUUAAUCAAAAAAGACCAUUUUCGAUCUUUCCGAUUGAUAAAAUCGAAUUUUAGAUUGCUCUCCUUAUUUACAUUCUUGCUACAAGAAAAAUGCCAGUCUGGACAUAUUUUUAAAAUAGAAAAUAUUUUACAGGUUCCAUGAUUUCAAUUUCAACUGUAGGUUUCUAGCUAGGUACAACAGAUUUGUCAAGUGUUAGAUAUUGUCAAGGUCCGUCAUAUAUUUUUAAACUGUUUUAGAAACAUAAUUGAGAAUUAAUAAAUAUAAUGAAAUGAU
This is a messenger RNA of Coccinella septempunctata (seven-spotted ladybird), 5655 nucleotides long. RefSeq names its product anion exchange protein 3 (gene Ae2). Lineage: Eukaryota; Metazoa; Arthropoda; Insecta; Coleoptera; Coccinellidae. Gene Ontology annotation, cellular component: plasma membrane. The transcript has 16 exons. Gene Ontology annotation, biological process: transmembrane transport; monoatomic anion transport; regulation of intracellular pH. The record is from RefSeq and is a predicted model, not a curated record. The coding region runs from base 549 to 4259 and encodes 1236 amino acids. Gene Ontology annotation, molecular function: monoatomic anion transmembrane transporter activity; solute:inorganic anion antiporter activity.